GUGAAAAGAAAACGCCGUUUACUCCACGAAGACACCAGCCCACCAGCAGCUUGAAAACUGGCGGGGCGUAAGGCUUUCGUACAAUUCAUUCAAUGCUAACUGGGCUGGCUCCAAGAAAUUCCCGCAUAAGCAUGCUUUACUUCCACCCGUAGCUGACCAGCCCACAAAUUUUCUUCCCCUUUUGUCACGGUUAUAUACACUCCAACUCCUCAUUGCUGUUGUGUGUGAAGUGAAGUUGGUAAUGGGAGAAAUUGGGCGGAUGAUGAUGAUCAACACAUUCUGGGUAGUAGUAGUGGUGGAACUACUGAUCAAAGCGUCGCCGGCAAAUGGGUUUUAUCUUCCCGGCGUUGCGCCGCGUGAUUUUCAGACGGGGGAAGCUCUUGAAGUGAAAGUGAACAAACUUUCCUCAACAAAGACACAACUGCCGUACGACUACUAUUUCUUGAGUUAUUGUAAACCUCCAAAGAUUAGGAAUAGAGCAGAAAAUUUAGGAGAAGUUCUUCGAGGUGAUCGGAUCGAGAAUUCUGUAUAUAGUUUUAGCAUGAGAAAACCAGAAUCAUGUAAAAUAGCCUGCCGAGUGAAACUUACUGCUGCAUCUGCAAAGAGCUUCAAAAAGAAGAUUAAUGAUGAUUAUCGAGUCAAUAUGAUUCUGGACAAUCUUCCAGUUGCAGUUGUUCGGCAGAGGAAGGAUGGAGGUGAGCGGAGAAUUUAUGAACGAGGGUUUCAAGUUGGAUUUAAAGGGAAAUAUUCUGGAAGCAAAGAUCAGAGAUAUUUUAUAAACAACCAUCUGAACUUCAAAGUUAAGUAUCACCCUGAUCCUGACGCUGACGCAGCUCGUGUUGUUGGUUUUGAGGUCACUCCUCUAAGUAUCAAUCACCACUACAAAAAAUGGAAUGAAAACAACACAGAGUUGUCAACAUGCAAACAUGGUAUUCAAACAGUACUUCAACCAGGUAUACUUCCUCAAGAAAUUGAUGCGGACAAGGAGAUAGUAUUCACCUAUGAUGUUUCUUUCGAGUCUAGUGAUAUCAGAUGGGCAUCUAGAUGGGAUAUGUACCUUCUUAUGAAUGAUGAUCAGAUUCAUUGGUUCUCCAUUAUCAAUUCCUUGAUGAUUGUCCUUUUCCUAUCUGGCAUGGUUGCUAUGAUCAUGGCAAGAACACUAUAUAGAGACAUUGCCAAGUAUAAUCAGCUGGAGCAAGACGAGGUGCAGGAGGAAACCGGGUGGAAGCUAGUGCAUGCCGAUGUCUUCAGACCACCAUCCAAUUCCAGCUUAUUGUGUGUGUAUGUUGGGACGGGAGUCCAAGUCUUUGGAAUGACCUUUGUGACUAUGAUAUUUGCAAUGCUCGGAUUCCUUUCACCUUCUAAUAGAGGGGGGCUGAUGACGGUUAUGGUUUUCUUGUGGGUUUUUAUGGGCUUAUUUGCUGGCUAUUCUUCUGGUUACCUCUACAAAAUAGUCAAAGGCACAGACUGGAAGAAGAUCUCUCUAAAAACAGCAUUCAUGUUCCCGUCUGUUCUUUUCGCCAUCUUUUUUGUUCUGAAUGCCCUGAUAUGGGGGGAAAAAUCUUCUGGGGCUGUGCCUUUUGGGACAAUGUUUGCUCUUGUACUGUUGUGGUUCGGCAUAUCACUGCCAUUGGUUUUCUUAGGCAGUUUCUUGGGGUUCAAAACCCCUGCACUAGAGGACCCCGUCAAAACCAAUAAAAUUCCUCGGCCAAUUCCCCUGCAGCCAUGGUAUAUUCACCCACUUUUCGCCAUGCUUUUUGGAGGAAUCCUUCCAUAUGGUGCAGUCUUUGUCGAGCUCUUCUUCAUACUGACAUCUGUGUGGCUGAAUCAAUUUUACUACAUCUUCGGCUUCCUCUUCCUAGUGUUUGUAAUUCUUUUGGUCACUUGUGCUGAGAUAACCAUAGUAUUAUGCUACUUUCAGCUAUGUAGCGAAGAUUACAGGUGGUGGUGGAGAUCCUACUUGAAUUCUGGAGCUUCAGCACUAUACCUUUUUUUAUACGCAAUCUUCUAUUUCUGCACUAAGCUAGAAAUCACAAAGCUCGUCUCAGGCAUUCUCUACUUCGGCUACAUGUCUAUCAUUGCUUAUGCCUUCUUCAUUCUUACCGGGACAAUUGGCUUCUGCGCCUGCUUCUGGUUUGUUAGGAAGAUUUACUCGUCUGUCAAGAUCGACUAGUUGGCUGGGCAACAUAUCUGGUACAUUGUUGAUAGAGUAAAAGAGCAGAUGUUUAACUAGGACCAAAGAUGGAGGAAGCGAUGCUGCAUUCAGUUUCAGAUUUUUGGUAAGAUUACACCAUUACAGCAGAUUAAAAAAUCAUCUUUAUCUCUCAAGAACCUGCAGUUUUUCCAAUGCGUUGAGGAUCGCUUUCUGUUGUCGAAUUGAAAACCCUCUGUUGGCAUACUGUACUGGAGUAUCUAUUUCUAUUCAUUACAUGAACUUUGAUAACGCUUUUCUUGUAGACUGAUUAAGUGAAAUAGUUGCAAUUGAGAAGGCUUCCUUACUCAAUGAAUUCAGGUUUAAUGAUAA
Sesamum indicum (sesame) is the source of this 2524-nucleotide messenger RNA. RefSeq names its product transmembrane 9 superfamily member 7. Lineage: Eukaryota; Viridiplantae; Streptophyta; Magnoliopsida; Lamiales; Pedaliaceae. Gene Ontology annotation, cellular component: membrane. Gene Ontology annotation, biological process: protein localization to membrane. The record is from RefSeq and is a predicted model, not a curated record.